CGGGGCCGAGCGCGUCUGAGACAUUCUCAUCCGGGCAUUCCCCAGAUGCCGCAGCCGCCAUCUUUGUUUUGUGCUGAAAGUCGCCUUUGACGCCCGCGGACGGCCGGGCGAAAGGAAGUGGCAAGAUGGCGGCUCCCAGGGCGGAGGCGUGGAGGAACGUUGAGGGGGGCCGCGGGGCCGGGCGCGCUUGCGCCUGACCCGAGCGCAGUCUGAGCCCGAGCCGAGCGCGCCACAGCCCCGAACGUUCGCUUCGAGGCAGCGCGUGGGCGCCUUUAAGAGGGUUCGAGCCAGAAUCGAAGCCUAGCUACGGCGGGAGGGGGCAAUAGUGACGUAGCUGGACUCCGCCCACUCGCCCGACCGUCGCCGCCGCCAUGUUUAGUUGUUACUUCUUUACACAAGAUGGCGGCUCCCAGGGAGGAGGCAUGAGCGCCCUGCCGUUACCGGUUCUCCUGCCGUACAGUUGCCACUUCGGGGCCUAACUCUGGCUCUUUGAAGCGGCUCCUGUGGGAAGGAGUCAUAAGGAGGGAAGCGAGGAUCGGACGCUGCCUUGCGUUUGGUUUGCAGUAGAAGAACCGACCCAGGAGGAAGAGAAUAGGGGGGUAGCGGGAGCUAGUCUCAAGAUGGCGGCUCCCAGGGCGGCAGGCACUGCCUGAGGAGUAGAGGCGGACUAAGGGGAGAGGUUUGAGACCUCACAAGCCGUACGGCGCAAGCCUCCGAACAGCCCCUGACAAUUCGAACUCGUUCCACUGGCCUCCGGCGCGCCUCUAUUCCUUACAAGUGUCGAGGCCGUUUCGGGAGCGGCGGCUGCACUUAAGCGCUGGGCGGGGAAGAGGGACGGUCUCAAGAUGGCGGCUCCCACAAUUGUGGUCUGAGCGCCGGCGGGGCUGGGACAACCGCCGCGCUUGUGGCUCCUUUCCACCCGCCCCGGAAGCCGGCCAGUGCAGGGGACUUGGGGGGUGUGGGAACCGGGCCGGGGCUCCGCCAUUUCCGGCGGGGGAGGGCUACGACUGAGGAAGGGAGGAGAGAGAGGCGGCUCAAGAUGGCGGCUCCCAGGGCCUCCCGCUCUAGCUCGUAAGCAGGAGCAUCCGGGCAAGUAGUCAGAGCGGCAGGACUCGACGGCCUCCAGCCUCUCAGGCUCAGGCGCUCGACAGUUUCAGGCGACUCUUGAGGAGACAGGGUGAACGAGAAGAGGGGGAAGAACCGAAGGGAAGGAGGAUAAUUAAGAUGGCGGCCUCCAUGGAGCCGUGCACCGCUGUGUGAGAACCCGCUUCUGCGUGAGAGCUGCCUUAGACGAAAGGGGGUGUGUGAGAGCUGUUGAAGGGCUCCAUUCCCGCUUGGUGACUUUUUCCCACUGCGCCCUUUCCCGGAACUAUGGCUUCGGCCGUGUCGCCCGCCAACUCGCCAGCGGUGCUCCUGCAGCCCCGCUGGAAGCGAGUGGUGGGCUGGUCGGGUCCAGUACCCCGACCCCGCCACGGCCACCGCGCCGUGGCCAUCAAGGAGCUCAUCGUGGUGUUUGGUGGAGGCAACGAGGGGAUAGUGGACGAACUGCACGUGUACAACACCGCGACCAACCAAUGGUUCAUCCCAGCCGUGAGAGGGGACAUACCCCCUGGGUGUGCAGCCUAUGGCUUCGUGUGCGACGGGACUCGCCUGCUGGUGUUUGGUGGAAUGGUAGAGUAUGGGAAAUACAGCAACGACCUCUACGAGCUCCAGGCAAGCCGGUGGGAGUGGAAGAGACUCAAAGCAAAGACACCCAAAAACGGGCCCCCUCCAUGUCCUCGGCUCGGGCACAGCUUCUCCCUUGUGGGCAACAAAUGCUACCUGUUUGGGGGUCUGGCCAACGAUAGCGAGGACCCCAAGAACAACAUUCCGAGGUACCUAAAUGACUUAUAUAUCCUGGAACUGCGGCCAGGCUCCGGAGUGGUAGCCUGGGACAUCCCCAUCACUUAUGGCGUCCUGCCCCCACCCCGGGAGUCACAUACCGCCGUGGUCUACACUGAGAAGGACAACAAGAAAUCCAAGCUGGUGAUCUACGGAGGGAUGAGUGGCUGCCGGCUGGGGGACCUCUGGACCCUGGAUAUUGAGACUCUCACGUGGAACAAGCCCAGCCUCAGCGGGGUGGCGCCUCUUCCACGAAGUCUCCACUCGGCCACGACCAUAGGCAACAAAAUGUACGUGUUUGGUGGCUGGGUGCCUCUCGUCAUGGAUGACGUCAAAGUGGCCACACACGAGAAGGAGUGGAAGUGUACCAACACACUGGCUUGUCUCAACCUGGAUACCAUGGCCUGGGAGACCAUCCUGAUGGAUACACUGGAGGACAACAUUCCUCGGGCCCGAGCCGGCCACUGUGCUGUAGCGAUCAACACCCGCCUGUACAUUUGGAGUGGGCGUGAUGGCUACCGGAAGGCCUGGAACAACCAGGUGUGCUGCAAGGAUCUCUGGUACCUGGAAACAGAAAAGCCGCCACCCCCGGCCCGGGUGCAACUGGUACGAGCGAACACCAAUUCCCUGGAGGUGAGCUGGGGGGCAGUGGCAACUGCCGACAGUUACCUCCUGCAGCUCCAGAAAUACGACAUUCCUGCCACGGCUGCCACUGCCACCUCCCCCACACCCAAUCCGGUCCCAUCUGUGCCUGCCAACCCUCCCAAGAGCCCUGCCCCAGCGGCAGCCGCACCUGCUGUGCAGCCACUGACCCAAGUAGGCAUCACGUUGCUGCCCCAGGCUGCUGCUGUACCCCCGACCACCACCACCAUCCAGGUAUUACCGCCCGUGCCUGGCAGCUCGAUUUCAGUGCCCACCGCAACCAGGACUCAAGCUGUCCCUGCCGUUCUCAAAGUGACCGGUCCUCAGGCUACAACAGGAACCCCGUUAGUCACCAUGCGACCUUCCAGCCAGGCGGGGAAAGCCCCUGUCACCGUGACGUCCCUUCCUGCAGGCGUGAGAAUGGUUGUGCCCACACAGAGCGCUCAGGGGACGGUGAUCGGCAGUAACCCCCAGAUGAGUGGCAUGGCUGCGCUCGCAGCCGCAGCCGCUGCCACCCAGAAGAUCCCUCCUUCCUCAGCACCCACGGUGCUGAGCGUCCCGGCGGGCACCACCAUUGUCAAAACUGUUGCCGUGACACCUGGCACUACCACCCUCCCGGCCACUGUGAAGGUGGCCUCCUCGCCAGUCAUGGUAAGCNNNNCAGCCACGCGCAUGCUGAAGACUGCAGCCGCCCAGGUGGGGACGUCCGUCUCCUCUGCUGCCAACACAUCCACUCGUCCCAUCAUCACAGUGCACAAGUCAGGGACUGUGACUGUGGCCCAGCAAGCCCAGGUGGUGACCACAGUGGUGGGCGGAGUCACCAAGACGAUCACCCUGGUGAAGAGCCCCAUCUCUGUCCCAGGAGGCAGUGCCCUGAUUUCCAAUCUGGGCAAGGUGAUGUCGGUGGUCCAGACCAAACCAGUUCAGACUUCAGCAGUCACAGGCCAGGCAUCUACAGGCCCUGUGACUCAGAUCAUCCAGACCAAAGGACCCCUGCCCGCCGGGACCAUCCUGAAGCUGGUGACCUCGGCAGAUGGCAAGCCCACAACUAUCAUCACUACCACGCAGGCCAGUGGAGCUGGGACUAAGCCCACCAUCUUGGGCAUCAGCAGCGUGUCCCCCAGCACCACCAAGCCUGGCACGACCACCAUCAUCAAGACCAUCCCCAUGUCAGCCAUCAUCACGCAGGCGGGUGCCACAGGUGUGACCAGCACUCCUGGCAUCAAGUCCCCUAUCACCAUUAUCACCACCAAGGUUAUGACUUCGGGAACUGGAGCACCUGCGAAAAUCAUCACUGCUGUCCCCAAAAUUGCCACUGGCCACGGGCAGCAAGGCGUAACCCAGGUGGUGCUGAAGGGAGCCCCUGGACAGCCAGGCACCAUCCUCCGCACCGUGCCCAUGGGAGGCGUCCGCCUGGUCACCCCCGUCACCGUCUCUGCCGUCAAACCGGCCGUCACCACGUUGGUUGUGAAGGGCACCACAGGUGUCACAACCCUGGGCACCGUCACGGGCACCGUCUCCACUAGCCUCGCCGGAGCUGGAGGCCACAGUACCAGUGCCUCCCUGGCCACGCCCAUCACCACGUUGGGCACCAUUGCCACCCUCUCAAGCCAGGUGAUCAACCCCACUGCCAUCACCGUGUCAGCCGCGCAGACCACGCUGACAGCGGCCAGUGGUCUCUCCACCCCCACCAUCACCAUGCAGCCUGUCUCUCAGCCUACCCAGGUGACCCUGAUCACGGCGCCCAGCGGGGUCGAGGCCCAGCCUGUGCACGACCUCCCAGUGUCCAUUCUGGCCUCACCUACUACAGAACAGCCCACAGCCACCGUCACCAUUGCGGACUCGGGCCAGGGUGACGUGCAGCCCGGCACCGUGACGCUGGUGUGCUCCAACCCGCCCUGCGAGACCCACGAGACAGGCACCACUAACACACCCACCACCACUGUCGUGGCUAACCUCGGAGGGCACCCACAGCCAACCCAAGUGCAGUUCGUCUGUGACAGGCAGGAGGCAGCCGCUUCUCUCGUGACUUCGACAGUGAGCCAGCAGAAUGGCAGCGUGGUUCGCGUCUGCUCCAACCCACCAUGUGAGACCCAUGAGACAGGUACCACCAACACGGCCACCACUGCCACCUCCAACAUGGCUGGGCAGCACGGCUGCUCCAAUCCACCCUGCGAAACCCACGAGACGGGCACCACUAGCACCGCGUCCACCGCCAUGUCGAGCAUUGGUGCCGGCCAGCAGCAAGACGCCCGGCGCGCCUGUACAGCCACCACGGCUCCUGCCGUGGUCCGGGUCAGUAUGGCUGCGGGGGCACUGGAGGGAGUCCUGAGUUCUUUCAAGCCCUCAUGCCAAACCCGCCAGACCAGCGCAACCAGCACCACCAUGACUGUGAUGGCCACCGGGGCCCCGUGCUCAGCCAGCCCGCUCUUUGGGCCUAGCCUGGCACUGGAGGCUGGGGGCCGCAGCACCACUUUUGUGCAGUUGGCCCCUGCAAGUGGCCAAGUCAGGCCCAGUGGCCCCAGUGGCAAGGACAGCCCUGUAGCCAGCCUGGGUCAGCUGAUGUCCCUGGGGCGCCAGCUAGAGGCACAUCACACCCAUACAACCAACACCCCCACCACAGCCCGCUCCACCAUGGGUGCUGGGGAGCUCGGCCCGGUGCGGGGGAUCCCCAUACAUGUGUACGAGAGCGCACCCGGCACCGCUGUGACUGUGACAGCCCUGGAGGCGCUGUUGUGCUCCUCAGCCACCGUGACCCAAGUCUGCUCCAAUCCACCGUGUGAGACCCACGAGACGGGCACCACCAACACAGCCACUACCUCGAAUGCAGGCAGCGCCCAGCGGGUCUGCUCCAACCCACCCUGCGAGACCCACGAGACGGGCACUACCCACACACCCACCACCGCCACUUCCGGCGGGGGUGCAGGCCAGCCCGAGGGUGGGCAGCAGCCCCCUGCCGGCCGGCCCUGCGAGACGCACCAGACCACUUCCACUGGUACCACCAUGUCGGUUAGCAUGGGCACCCUGCUCCCCGACACUACCCCCUCCCAUAGGACCCCGGAGUCCAGCUUGGAGGGGGCAGCACUGCCCACCGUCGCUUCCCAGGCCGGCACUUCAUUGCUGGCUCCUUUUCCGACACAGAGGGUGUGCUCCAACCCCCCCUGUGAGACGCACGAGACGGGCACCACGCACACGGCCACUACUGUCACCUCCAACAUGAGCUCAAACCAAGAUCCUCCUCCGGCUGCCAGUGACCAGGGAGAGGUGGAGAGCACCCAGGGCGACAGUGUGAACAUCACCAGCUCCAGUGCUGUCACAACAACCGUGUCUUCCACGCUGACACGGGCUGUGACUACUGUGACACAGUCUACACCGGUCCCAGGCCCCUCCGUGCCGCCCCCAGAGGAACUCCAGGCCUCGCCAGGGCCUCGCCAGCAGCUGCCCCCACGGCAACUCCUGCAGCCCAGCUCCACAGCCCUGAUGGGGGAGUCCGCUGAGGUCCUGUCAGCCUCCCAGGCCGCCGUGGAUCUGAGCAGUACAGGGGAUCCAUCUUCAGGCCAGGAGUCUGCCAGCUCAGCUGUGGUGGCCACCGUAGUGGUCCAGCCACCCCCGCCCACACAGUCUGAAGUAGACCAGUUGGCACUUCCCCAAGAGCUGAUGGCCGAGGCCCAGGCGGGCACGACCACCCUCAUGGUGACAGGGCUCACCCCUGAGGAGCUGGCAGUGACUGCUGCUGCCGAAGCGGCUGCCCAGGCUGCAGCCACAGAGGAGGCCCAGGCCCUGGCCAUCCAGGCGGUGCUCCAGGCUGCGCAGCAGGCCGUCAUGGGCACUGGGGAACCCAUGGACACAUCCGACGCGGCGGCGGCCGUGACACAGGCAGAGCUGGGCCAUCUGUCGGCUGAGGGCCAGGAGGGGCAGGCCACCACCAUCCCCAUCGUGCUGACGCAGCAGGAGCUGGCCGCCCUGGUGCAGCAGCAGCAGCAGCUGCAGGAGGCACAGGCGCAACAGCAGCACCACCUCCCCACCGAGGCCCUGGCCCCUGCUGACAGCCUCAACGACCCGACGAUCGAGAGCAACUGCCUCAGCGAGCUUGCUGGGCCCGUCCCCAGCACCGUGGCCCUGCUGCCCUCCACAGCCACUGAGAGCCUGGCUCCUUCCAACACGUUUGUGGCCCCCCAGCCUGUUGUGGCAGCCAGUCCCGCAAAGCUGCAGGCCGCCGCUACCCUGACCGAGGUAGCCAAUGGCAUCGAGUCCCUGGGCGUGAAGCCAGACUUAGCACCCGCGCCCAGCAAAGCCCCUGUGAAGAAAGAGAACCAGUGGUUUGAUGUGGGUGUCAUUAAGGGCACCAAUGUAAUGGUGACACAUUAUUUCCUGCCACCAGAUGAUGCUGUCCCAUCUGAUGAUGACUCAGGCACCGUCCCGGACUACAACCAGCUGAAGAAACAGGAACUGCAGCCCGGCACGGCCUACAAGUUCCGUGUUGCUGGGAUCAAUGCCUGCGGCCGGGGGCCCUUCAGCGAGAUCUCAGCCUUUAAGACGUGUCUGCCCGGUUUCCCAGGGGCCCCCUGUGCCAUUAAGAUCAGCAAAAGUCCAGAUGGUGCUCACCUCACCUGGGAGCCGCCCUCUGUGACCUCUGGCAAGAUCAUUGAGUACUCGGUGUACCUGGCCAUCCAGAGCUCGCAGGCCAGCGGUGAGGCCAAGAGCUCGACCCCCGCCCAGCUGGCCUUCAUGCGGGUGUACUGCGGGCCCAGCCCCUCCUGCCUCGUGCAGUCCUCCAGCCUCUCCAAUGCCCACAUCGACUACACCACCAAGCCCGCCAUCAUCUUCCGCAUCGCUGCCCGAAACGAGAAGGGCUACGGCCCAGCCACCCAAGUGAGGUGGUUGCAAGAAACCAGUAAAGACAGCUCUGGCACCAAGCCGGCCAGCAAGCGGCCCAUGUCCUCUCCGGAAAUAAAAUCCGCUCCAAAGAAAUCUAAGGCAGAUGGUCAGUGAGAAGCAGCUGCCUUGCACCCGGAUUCCUCUCCAGACCCCCUCUGCUUCAGGAACAGCACCCGCCCAUCCCACCCACCCGGCACUCACACUUCACCCUCCCGAGCUACUGGCCACCCUUCCUCCUCUCCCCUUUUCCCUGUCUUUUUAAAAUGAUCUCAAAGAAAGCACAUCUUAUCAUCGUUAUUGGGAGGGAGCGGAGGCAGGUCUGGAAGAGCAGAGAGGAGUGGGGGCGGCAGGCCUCCUCCUCCCCCGCGCCUUCUACUGGGGGCCGAGCGAGGCCCUGAGUCCCGAAGCUCUGAGAAAAACUUCGCGACGUGCGGAAGGAAGCCGGGGAGCCUUGCGCCUCCACAGCGCGCCUCUUGCUGGUUAUCACCCCUGGCGGCACGAGGGGGCAGCCGGGGGCCAUGCAGGGGACACGGAAGCCCGGGAAAGGCACCCCUCAGUCCCCCUCUCCCUGCCUCUGCUCUGAGAGGCAAAAGGCUUCGCGGGGCACCCCGUGCUUGGGUGUCUGUCUGGUUGUUUUUUUGGUUCUCUUUGCAUUUUCUGCCACCUGACAGCCCGCCUUCAGCUCAUCCACCCCGUCUCUGCCCGCGCCCCCACGGGAAGCUUACACAUUUUCUCAGAGGCCUUCGUAUCUACCCCACCUCUUCUCUCCUCCCCUCCUCUUUCCCAUUUAAAACGAGAAGAAAGAAAAAGAAGGGGCCCUGCGGCGGCCUGAGCAGUGUUCUGUGAAAACCUCCCGACAACCAUGGGGUGUAGAGUAGCCCCCACCGAGCCUGGCUUUGGCCCCCUGGGUCGGGGCGAGGGGCCACAUCACCAACUGCUGCAUUUGUUGUAUUUUUUUUAAGUUGAAGUUGAUGAAGUUAACAUUUUUAUUGUAAUUUUAGCCUUAGCGUGUUGGGGUUUUGUCCCUUUUUGUUGUUAGCUGUGUACAGAAUGUGUAUCUUUUUAUUUUUCUUUUUUUCUUUUUUUUUUUUUUUUAACUUUUCUCUCCUUGGCUAAGCCUUGGCAGGGAUCUCUCUGGAGAAGAAGCUGGGGCAGGACAGGCGUGGAAUGUCCCCCUGCAGGCCCGGUGUUUGCUGCCCAGCCCAAGUUCCUCUUGCUGGUCCCUGCCCUCUACCCUUUUGCCUGUCCCCAGGCCUCGGACAGAGGGGUGAGCCGUCAGACCUCACUCCCCACGGGCAAUUGCUCCACGCCGCAGGAUCGAUCUGGGGUCUGCAGGAGCCUCAAGUCAGGUGUCCGAGGAGGACAGUUCAGAGGAGGUGGAGGCCAAGGCCCAGGGACCUCCAGGUCCUGCGUUCACAGUACUCUCCACUCCCCAGGUGCCGUCCUUGGCGUAGCUUAGAAUCUCAGACACCCUCAACCGCUGCUUCCUGCAGCCACCCCAUUCCAAACAGUUGUAAGAAAAGGGCCGGGGUGGAGGAAUGAAGGGGAACGCGGGCUUGGGGGCAGUCAGGGAGGGUGUGGCUUCACCCAGAAGGGGUCCUUGGGAAGGACCUGCAAACAGCACUAGCCACCAGGUCUAUAAGUUUGCGGCACUGUCCCCAGGUCGUGCGGUUCUCCUAGGGUCGGGCUUGGGCUUGGGGCUCUGGAGUGGCUAGUUGGCCAGCCUUCCGCCCCACGCCCAAGAUUUAGGCGAGGGGCGAGGCUUGCAAGCAGGUCACAGGAUUUAAGAAGAGCAGCCCAUCUUUUCAGAGCCCCCAUCUUUGCCCUGGAGACACAGCUACAGCUGGGGGGCCUCCUAGCAUUUGCAGACCCUCCCUCCCACCAACUGGCUCCCUCUGGGGCCUCUGAUUUGUUGUAUUAUAGUAUAUUUCGCUGUGGAAAAUGUCACGUUUAGUCACCUUGGAGCCCACUCGCCUGGUCCCAUCGUUGCCCCGUCCCUUGUCCCAAGCGCCCUUUGAUUUCUCUCGUUUCUGAGAACAGUACACCCGUUCAUCUAUUGUAGAGUAACCCCGUGACUCAAUAUUACCAUAGUGCGAUGUCGUUUUGUGCUAUUUUGAACAAUUAAAAGACUUUUUUUGAAGUAA
This is a messenger RNA of Pteropus alecto (black flying fox), 9545 nucleotides long. It is a transcript of the gene HCFC1, whose product is annotated as host cell factor C1. Gene Ontology annotation, biological process: chromatin remodeling; regulation of DNA-templated transcription. Lineage: Eukaryota; Metazoa; Chordata; Mammalia; Chiroptera; Pteropodidae. Gene Ontology annotation, cellular component: histone methyltransferase complex. Gene Ontology annotation, molecular function: protein binding; transcription coactivator activity. The transcript is spliced from 26 exons. The coding region runs from base 1372 to 7515 and encodes 2047 amino acids. The record is from RefSeq and is a predicted model, not a curated record.